CCGGGCAGGGGCGGGCGCUACCCGCGGAGCCCGUGCUGCUGGCGCCGCCGCAGGACCCCGCGCCGCCUCGACCCCGGCUCCGGGCGCAGAGGGGGCGCACAGCCCUCAGGGAGCCAGCCAAACGCGGCGGCCAGCCCUUGGUUCCCAGGGCGAAUCCGCCUCUCGGCUUUCAAAGAUGGCAUUUCCUGGGCCUGGCACGAAACUCCAGCGCCAAUAAAUCCUCCCCGUUCCGCGGCCGAUAUGGAAUGAUUUAUCAGGUUAUUCAACGAUAGUUAUGACCUCCCGGUUACGUGCGCUGGGUGGAAGAAUUAAUAACAUACGCACCUCAGAGUUACCCAAAGAGAAAACUCGAUCCGAAGUCAUCUGCAGCAUCCGUUUUUUAGAUGGCUUGGUACAGACCUUUAAAGUUACUAAACAAGACACUGGUCAGGUUCUUCUGGAUAUGGCGUACAACCACCUGGGUGUGACUGAGAAGGAAUAUUUUGGUUUACAGCAUGAUGAUGACUCUGUGGACUCUCCUAGAUGGCUGGAAUCAAGCAAACCCAUCAGAAAGCAGUUGAAAGGAGGUUUCCCCUGUACCCUGCAUUUUCGAGUAAGAUUUUUUAUACCUGAUCCCAACACACUGCAGCAAGAACAAACCAGGCACUUGUAUUUCCUACAGUUGAAGAUGGAUAUUUGUGAAGGAAGGUUAACCUGCCCUCUUAACUCAGCAGUGGUUCUAGCAUCCUAUGCCGUACAAUCUCAUUUUGGAGACUAUAAUCCUUCCAUACAUCAUCCAGGCUAUCUUUCUGAUAGUCACUUUAUACCUGGUCAGAAUGAUGACUUUUUAACAAAAGUCGAAUCUCUGCAUGAGCAGCACAGUGGGCUAAAGCAAUCAGAAGCAGAAUCCUGCUAUAUCAACAUAGCGCGGACCCUCGACUUCUAUGGAGUAGAACUGCAUGGUGGUAGGGAUCUGCACAAUUUGGACCUGAUGAUUGGAAUUGCUUCCGCGGGCAUUGCUGUGUACCGAAAAUACAUUUGCACAAGUUUCUAUCCUUGGGUGAACAUUCUCAAAAUUUCUUUCAAAAGGAAAAAGUUCUUUAUACAUCAGCGACAGAAACAGGCUGAAUCCAGGGAACAUAUCGUGGCCUUCAACAUGCUGAAUUAUCGAUCUUGCAAAAACUUGUGGAAAUCCUGUGUUGAGCACCAUACAUUCUUUCAGGCAAAGAAGCUACUACCUCAGGAAAAGAAUGUUCUGUCUCAGUACUGGACUAUGGGCUCUAGGAACACCAAAAAGUCGGUAAAUAACCAAUAUUGCAAAAAGGUGAUUGGCGGGAUGGUGUGGAACCCAGCCAUGCGGAGAUCCUUAUCAGUGGAGCACUUAGAAACCAAGAGUCUGCCUUCUCGUUCCCCUCCCAUUACUCCCAACUGGCGAAGUCCUCGGCUCCGGCACGAAAUCCGAAAGCCACGCCACUCUUCUGCAGAUAACCUUGCAAAUGAAAUGACCUACAUCACGGAAACAGAAGAUGUAUUUUACACAUACAAGGGCUCUCUGGCCCCACAAGACAGCGAUUCUGAAGUUUCUCAGAACCGAAGCCCGCACCAAGAGAGUUUAUCCGAGAACAAUCCAGCACAAAGCUACCUGACCCAGAAGUCAUCCAGUUCUGUGUCUCCAUCUUCAAAUGCUCCAGGCUCCUGCUCACCUGACGGCGUCGAUCAGCAGUUCUUAGAUGACUUCCACAGGGUGACCAAAGGGGGCUCCACUGAGGAUGCCAGCCAGUACUACUGUGACAAGAAUGAUAAUGGUGACGGCUACUUAGUCUUGAUCCGUAUCACACCAGAUGAAGAUGGGAAAUUUGGAUUUAAUCUGAAGGGAGGAGUGGAUCAAAAGAUGCCUCUUGUGGUAUCAAGGAUAAACCCAGAAUCACCUGCGGACACCUGCAUUCCUAAGCUGAACGAAGGGGAUCAAAUCGUGUUAAUCAAUGGCCGGGACAUCUCAGAACACACCCAUGACCAAGUGGUGAUGUUCAUCAAAGCCAGUCGGGAGUCCCACUCACGGGAACUGGCCCUGGUGAUCAGGAGGAGAGCUGUCCGCUCAUUUGCUGACUUCAAGUCUGAAGAUGAACUGAACCACCUUUUCCCUGAGCCCAUUUUCCCCAUGUGUCCGGAGGGUGGGGACACUUUGGAGGGGUCCAUGGCACAGCUAAAGAAGGGCCUCGAAACCGGGACGGUGCUGAUCCAGUUUGAGCAACUCUACAGAAAAAAGCCAGGUUUGGCCAUCACGUUUGCAAAGCUGCCUCAAAAUUUGGACAAAAACCGAUAUAAAGAUGUGCUGCCUUAUGACACCACCCGGGUAUUAUUGCAGGGAAAUGAAGAUUAUAUCAAUGCAAGUUAUGUGAACAUGGAAAUUCCUGCUGCUAAACUUGUGAACAGGUACAUCGCCGCUCAGGGGCCUCUGCCGCAUACCUGUGCACAGUUUUGGCAGGUCGUCUGGAAUCAGAAACUGUCACUCAUCGUUAUGUUGACAACUCUCACAGAGCGAGGGCGGACCAAAUGUCACCAGUACUGGCCGGAUCCCCCCGACGUCAUGGACCAUGGCAGCUUUCACAUCCAGUGUCAGUCAGAGGACUGCACCAUUGCCUAUGUGUCCCGAGAAAUGCUGGUCACAAACACCCAGACCGGCGAAGAGCACACAGUGACACAUCUCCAAUACGUCGCGUGGCCUGACCACGGUGUGCCCGAUGACUCCUCUGACUUUCUGGAAUUUGUAAACUAUGUGAGGUCCUUGAGAGUGGACAAUGAGCCCGUCUUGGUUCACUGCAGUGCUGGAAUAGGUCGAACCGGUGUGUUGGUCACUAUGGAAACAGCUAUGUGCCUAACUGAGAGGAACCUGCCCGUUUACCCCCUGGAUAUUGUCCGAAAAAUGCGAGACCAGCGCGCCAUGAUGGUGCAGACAUCAAGCCAAUACAAGUUUGUGUGUGAAGCGAUUCUUCGUGUGUAUGAAGAAGGCUUAGUCCAGAUGCUGGAUCCUAGUUAAGACAACUGUGAAAACGUCCGUUCCUCUUUCCCAAGGCCAUCCUCCUUGAGAGAGGAGGGCAGACCUCCUCUCUGGAAGCAGCAAGAGGAACCAGUAGCUGUGGGAAAGGAAUGGGCACCUCUGAACCCACGCACUUUAAAUUUCUGUAGAAAAGACAUUGUGUACAUAGGAACUGGUGUAGAUAAGCAUGCAUUUAUGGCAUCAUUUAGGCCUGUAUUUCUAUGGAAAGAUACAAAAGGGAUCUCAGUUUGGGGCCUGUCCUAAUGCCUUCUUCCCUAACAUCACCACACACACCCCUGUUGGCAUCCUGGAGCAAUUGAGACGGGACACCCACAGAGCUGUUGACCUCCCAGCAACAAGAUGGUAUAGUUAUCUCGGGUCGUUUGGAUGUUUUGUUUCUGUGUGUCAGACUAUAAGGGCUGAGCUUUCUGUAUUUCUAGGUGGAGCUGGAACAACUCAGGUUCACCUGCACUGAUGCUAAGGAAACCCUGACAAAUAUACUAAAUGGCAGGGUGCUGGGGGUCAGGCUGAAGGCUGAGCAGCACCUCUCUGCCCUCUCUCCCUUUGUCUCAUCUCCCGGCAACUUCUGAUACUCAUGUUUCUGAGAAUCGUAUCCCCCUUCAGGUUUCCUCUUGGUGCCUGACCUGGAUUUGUAAUGUGCAUUCAGGUGAGUUUUCAGCUGAGACUCUGAGAACUGGGACCCUCAGUAUGUUCUGGUCAUCUCGUGGCUUAGUUGUAGAAGCAGGUGUGUCUCUUGUCUCUGCUUGCCUCCUACUGCACACUCAGCACCCAGGACUGGAAUCACUGACUACUGAAUCUCCUACAUGUAUUGCUGCUACUUCAAGUUCCUACACUUGAAACUUUAUGAUUUUUCCAAGGGGAGAUGGGACAAUGUCAUCUAAAUAUUCUGAAUGUUUGGCCUUCGAGAAAAGAGCGUCUAGUAAUUGAACCAUGGGAAACUGAGCUUCUGGAGGGUUGGCCGUGGGGUGUGUACGUGUGUGUGCCCAGGGGUGAGUGUUUCUCAGGAUUUCUAACAAUUCAAAUUACCGUUGAGUAUACAUAAAGAAUGAGUCUCUGUAUAGAAGAACAACUGUGUGCAUUCACCCCCAGUUACAAUGGUCUCCAUUGCAUUUCAAAGGAGAGGAUCAGACUAUCUGAAUAUAAAUACAAUCUGAUGUUAAUUUAUUCUAAGACCAUCACUUUGAUCGUCCUAAAGAAUUCUGCCUUUGUGAAUACUGUGUUAAAUUUUUUUAAAUUUGUGACAGGAUUGUAGCAAAUUAUUAUUUAAGGAAAAUAAAUGGCAUAAACAUUUAA
Messenger RNA from Callithrix jacchus (white-tufted-ear marmoset), 4330 nucleotides. RefSeq names its product protein tyrosine phosphatase non-receptor type 3 (gene PTPN3). Lineage: Eukaryota; Metazoa; Chordata; Mammalia; Primates; Cebidae. Gene Ontology annotation, cellular component: cytoplasm; cytoskeleton; cytoplasmic side of plasma membrane. The record is from RefSeq and is a predicted model, not a curated record. Gene Ontology annotation, biological process: protein dephosphorylation. Gene Ontology annotation, molecular function: protein tyrosine phosphatase activity; cytoskeletal protein binding.